AUGCCUGCUUUUCUCCCCAGGAUACACGCCAGGGCCAGGGCUGCAGCUCCCACUCUGGGAGGGGGUGUGAAGCCUCGAAAGCCAGGAUAUGGCAACGGAAAUGGGGUGGGGGCCCAGCCAGGUCCCUGCAAUGGGAGGGUCCCUCCACUGCUCCCCAGGCCUUCCACUUCGGGGGUCCCUUCUGAUAAAGGGGGCGGCUGGGGCCCCAAAUCUCAGCCCUCUCCCCCAGGGCAGAACGGCAAGUUCCCAGCACCGACUCCGGCCAUCCAGUGGGGGCUGAAACCUCAGAAAGCAGGAUACCAGCCCCUGAAUGGCUAUGGAGCAGGAACAGCACUGGGCUUUGGUGGUGGCCUCAAGCCUCAGAAAGUCGAUUUUGCUUACUGGAAUGGUCUGGGAGCUGGGAUCUUCCCCGAGGCCCACUCGCAGCCAGAGUUCCCCGGGGCCAAUGGCUUUAGGAAUGGGUAUGGGGAUGAAGCACCAGUGUACCCCAAAGCAGCAGUUCCAGGCUCUGAAGCAAAUGGUCAGGCUGGGGCCCUAAGGGGCUCUUCUUGGCCCUCCGUGCAGCCCUGGGGGCUUGCCUUGAAGCCUGGAUAUGGGACUGGAAGCACAUAUCCAGGGGUCAGGAGCCAGCCAGCGACCUAUGGACAGCUGAGGCCAGAGCUGGGCCCUGGACCCUUCGGCAACCCUGAGGUGAAGAGAGGCAGCAGUGGCCCCCUGGGAAAUGGCUAUGGAGGCCCCUGCCCACUCAGGAAAUGCUGAGCACUGAGACCCUUCCACUGCCCAUCCUGAGUGCCUCUGUACCACAGCCUGGUGUGUUCGGCGAGGACAACCAGACCCUGGGGUUCAGCUUCUGGCAUGGGGUCUCCUG
This is a messenger RNA of Zalophus californianus (California sea lion), 868 nucleotides long. Its product is annotated as collagen alpha-1(III) chain-like. NCBI's taxonomy places the organism in Eukaryota, Metazoa, Chordata, Mammalia, Carnivora, Otariidae. The transcript has 14 exons. The coding region runs from base 1 to 759 and encodes 252 amino acids. The record is from RefSeq and is a predicted model, not a curated record.